AGCCGGAAUGUUGAAGCGGCGCAGGAGAGAGACCAGCAUCUGACUGCCCUGCUUCCAUUGCCUUGUUCUUCAGGAAGAAGCUCUUCUCCUGUCGUCCGCCUCCAAGAUGGGGCUGCUCAGCAUCAUCAGGAAGAUCAAGCGCAAGGAGAAGGAGAUGCGCAUCCUCAUGGUGGGACUGGACAACUCUGGGAAGACGACCAUCGUGCUCAAGAUCAACGGGGAGGACACGAGCGUCAUCAGCCCCACCCUCGGCUUCAACAUCAAGACCAUCAAGUACCACAAAUACUCUUUGAACAUAUGGGACGUUGGAGGACAGAAGACUAUCCGGUCUUAUUGGAGGAAUUACUUUGAGCAGACUGAUGGGCUAGUUUGGGUGGUUGAUAGUUCAGACAUACGAAGGCUUGAUGAUUGCUGUGCUGAACUCCACAAUCUCUUGAAAGAAGAGAGACUUGCUGGAGCUUCAUUGUUGGUUUUUGCAAAUAAGCAAGACAUACAAGGAGCUCUAAAACCUGCUGAAAUUGCUAAGGUUCUCAAUUUGGAAGUGAUGGACAGAAGCAGGCACUGGCGAAUCGUGGGCUGCAGCGCUUAUACCAGCGAGGGGCUUCUCGAGGGGUUUGACUGGCUGGUCCAGGACAUUGCUUCUCGGAUCUACGUCCUAGACUGAUAAACUGAUCUGUUAAUCUGUAGCUUAGUGUGUCAUGCUGUCGAGCAUCAUCAGAAUGUGAAAGUUCAGCUGGCGUCUAGUUUGUCACGCUGUUUAGCACCGACCAGAAUGCGAAAUGGCUCACAGCUGGUGUUUUGCGAAUGGUUUGCUCUCCUCUCGUCGUAGCAUCGCGCAAAUUUUUCCUUGUCAAGGAAUAUCUGAGCCUGUCUCCUAGGAUCCUAGGAACUGUGAGAUGAGUUCAGUUGGAAACUUGGAAGUGUCACCAGCUACACCCAUCUGGUUUCUGAUGACGAUACCUCUGCCAUUUUUAACUACUGGUUU
Messenger RNA from Phragmites australis (common reed), 985 nucleotides. Its product is annotated as ADP-ribosylation factor-like protein 2. Gene Ontology annotation, biological process: protein folding. Gene Ontology annotation, molecular function: GTPase activity; GTP binding. Bases 107 to 664 code for a protein of 185 amino acids. The record is from RefSeq and is a predicted model, not a curated record. Gene Ontology annotation, cellular component: microtubule cytoskeleton; cytoplasm. The transcript has 5 exons. NCBI's taxonomy places the organism in Eukaryota, Viridiplantae, Streptophyta, Magnoliopsida, Poales, Poaceae.